AGCAAUUUGGGACCGGCGACCGGAGAUUUAACACUGCGCUUCCUUACAAAGUUCGGGGGUGCUGUAAAUCUUAAUGGUCAGCCGGUUAAAAAAGUCGAAAUCCCCGAAAACGAAAAAGUAAAAGCUGAUAACUGCGAGCUAGACUACCAAAUUGCGAGUAAAGUGCGAAUCUAGGACUUAAAAAUAAAAGCAUGCCUCAGCUAAAACUAAAACAAGAAGUCCCUAACGAUAACAAACGAGACGGCAAGAUGUUUUAUCUUCGCAAAGAAGCCAUUACAGCGAAGAAAAAAAAGGGAAUCACGACGGGGGAAGACCACAAAGAAGAGAAAAACGAAAAGGUGAACAGUGACGAAUACAGAAACAGACACAAUAGCCAGAGCUCACCCGAGACCGUGAACCCGCGAAGAAACAGUAGCAAGGACAGUGUACAGGGUAGGAAGCUCCCAAAACGAGAGGCUCCAAAAGCGACCACAACUAGUUACAUUUCAAUCAAGGACCCGCUUCGAUCCACGCCACCAGAACGGUACAGCGAACGAGGCUCAUUCAUACUGCACGAAGCGGUGGCCAGCGGUCUGUUAGACUUUGCUGAAAUACUGAUCAACGCGGGCGCUGAAGUGACGGAGCUAACGCCAAAUGGACUCACACCGCUUGAGGUUGCAGUUUUGGCGGGAAACUUCGACGCGGCCGCGCUAUUGUUGAAGUACGGGGCCCCUGUGGCGCCGAUACGAAACGGUGCUCCAACAUCAGUGAAGAUGUAAUUGGAUGGUUUAUGAACCUCCCAGUUUAUAAUUUACUCAGUGGUAUUGGCUUACUUAACAAGUAAGGAAGGGAGUUGAUUAUAAGUAACGUACUUGGUAUUGAAAGUGCUUUCACUGAAUCCGAGUGAACCGACGUACUCAGUUUGUAUGUAACACCAGUCAAACAGGUCAUGCAGGAAUGACAGGCUGUGCAACCAACAGCAUAUCAGGCUAUGUCAAUUGAUAAACCUCUCAACAGUGGUUUGGAGUUGCUUUAGUUGCGUUAGAACGCAUAUUUUUACAAGAAGUUGUUCAAAUUUAUCAACGAUCUUUAUGGCAAAUUACAUAUAUUGUAUAAUUGCAUAACUUUUACUUUAAAACGAAAAUCAAGUUAUCGAACAUAAAAA
Nematostella vectensis (starlet sea anemone) is the source of this 1144-nucleotide messenger RNA. RefSeq lists its product as uncharacterized. The coding region runs from base 192 to 758 and encodes 188 amino acids. NCBI's taxonomy places the organism in Eukaryota, Metazoa, Cnidaria, Anthozoa, Actiniaria, Edwardsiidae. The transcript has a single exon. Gene Ontology annotation, molecular function: protein binding. The record is from RefSeq and is a predicted model, not a curated record.